AUGGGUCAUCGAUUAGCUUUGGAAAAGCAUGUGAGACUUGACUCGGAGUGUGAACCAAUCAUGAUGCCGUGGAUGGUACCAUUUCUUCGUUUUUCUGAUGACUCAUUGAAGACAUCAUUCCAAGAACAGCUGAGUUUAAUGCGAAAGAAUCGCUUGUUUUGUGAUGUUAUUUUACAAGUUGAGAAUACAGAAAUUCCAGCACAUCGUAAUGUUUUGGCUUGUGUUUCACCUUAUUUAAUGGAUCUUUUCAGUGCCGAACAGAACACAUGCAAUGAUGGAAACAUUCCAAGUUAUCGUUUGAAUGGAUAUAUUACAAAAGAAGGAUUAAACAUUCUCGUUGAAUAUGCAUAUACAGCACUGUUGGAAGUGCCUGAAGAUAUGAUUAAAGACGUUUAUUUAGCCGCAUUUCAAUUACGUAUCGAACGUGUUGUCAACGAAUGUGCAGCUCAUCUAGUAUCAGACCUAUCGUCUGAUACGUCAAUUGAAACACGUUCGCUUCCAGGGAUUAAUCGUAAUAAGAAUUUCGUCAGUAAGGUGGACCAAUUCAUAUCGGAGCAUUUUGGUGAGCUAACACAAACAACCAGCUUCCUACAGCUUCCAUCCAUCCAGAUCGAAGUCCUACAUCAAACAAAGCAAGAGAUGGCCAUGGUCGCUGAGGACAGCUUGUGUCGUUUGGUGCUCGAUUGGAUUAAGCGCGAGAUUAGCGAUCACAGUGCAUCGAUCGCUUCAUUGAGCGAACGUUCACACAUGUUGUUCCUUGCUCUUGACAAUUCAUUGCAAGAUGUCUCGGAUCUGAUCGGCGAAAAAGCGAAUUCCGACUUGGUGAAAGACUAUAAGAAGUUGGCAUCGAAAAAUCCGAGUAGUAAUCCGAAAACGCGUCGCAAGUGUGUCUCGCAACCGGAUAGACCACGUAUUUUGCUCUACUCUCGCGAUAUUAGUGAUCGAACGUACGACGAAGUUGCAUGCGGUGAUGCAGAUUGGAAUGUUAUUUCAUCAAUGAAAUUAUCGGAUCAUACAUUCAUCUCAUUGGUCACAUUAAAUGGCAAAUUGUGUCGUAUAUCCAUUCAAUUGCGUCUCAAUAACAUUACUAUAUCAACAUCAGAAACAACAUCAUCAAAUGUCUCAUCAACGCCAUCACCAAUUCCUCACAAUGACAGUAGCAUCUCGCUUGAUGCUAAAUUGGAACUUGACAGAGCUUUUGAAUUCAGCAGCAUUGAUCAGCCAGAAUUAUUCUGUGAGAUUGCAACCAUGUCCGAAAGUAAAUGUGGACUUGGUGUUGCUGAGCAUGAGGGACAAUUAAUUGUAGUCGGUGGCUACGGACGAACAGAAUGCUUAAAAUCUGUCGAAAGCUAUUGUCCAGUUACAAAUAGAUGGACUGAAAAAUUGAGCUUAAAUGAAGCACGUGGCCGAGUUCAAAUUGCUAUUAUAAAUGACAUCGUAUUUGCGGUUGGCGGCUCGAAUGGUGUUAAUGAAUUAGAUACUGUCGAAUGCUUAUCAUUGAUUGACAGUUUGAGUGAUGGAAAGAAGAAAAAAUGGAAGAAAUGUGCUAAUUUGCCAUUCCCUCGAUCAAAUACCGGAGUAUGUGCAUUGAAUGGAAAAAUUUAUUGUGUCGGUGGCAAUUCCACUGGACAAAAUGGAAUACGACAAUGUGAUGUGUAUGAUCCCGAGACAAAUAAGUGGACAUCGAUUGCACCACUUAAUACCGGUCGCUGUCAAGCCGGAGUUGCUGCAUAUAAUGGAAAAUUAUGGGCAGCUGGUGGUAGUGAUGCAUGGAACUGCUUAGUAACGGUUGAAUGUUAUGAUCCAGAAGAGGAUACAUGGUCUGCUGUCGCACCACUUUUAACAGCUCGUCGUGGUUGCGGCUUGGCUGAAUUGAAUGGUAAAAUGUAUUGUGUCGGUGGCUCUGAUGGCUCACAAUCCUUAAAGUCAACAGAAUAUUACGAUGAAGCAACACAAGCUUGGGUGUUUGGACCAUCAUUAAUAACAGCACGUUCAAUAGUGUCUGUGGCAGCAAUAAAUAAUCGACUUUAUGCGAUUGGAGGAUUCUCAGGCAAGAAGUUCCUCAACACCAUUGAGUAUUUUGACGAGGAAGCAAAUGAAUGGACCAAAUUUGCAAAGCUCCAACCAAUAAUGACAAGUAGUAGCUCAAACAUAGAUAGUGAGGAAGAAGACAAGAAUGACAUAAUUCGAAAUGAUUUAAAUGAUGUGAUUAAUGAUUUAAAGCAGAAAGCUACUCUAAAGAUAUCAGAAAAAGAUAAGAUACGAGAAGAUGAAUCUGAAUCCACAGCCAUAAUAAUGCCUCUUUAA
Molecule: messenger RNA, 2307 nt
Organism: Chironomus riparius
Lineage: Eukaryota; Metazoa; Arthropoda; Insecta; Diptera; Chironomidae
Source: the annotation of a GenBank genome assembly